AUGAAAGUACCAUUUGUAUUUCAAUUAGUCCUCACCCUAAGCCUGGGGCUCCUAGCGAGCGCGCAUAACGUUCUUUUGCCCGCUCGUGGCCGCAGAUGCUUCUUUGAAGAACUAAGUAAGGGUGAUGAAAUAUCGGUUUCUUUCCAAUUCGGUGAUAGAGAUCCGCAAUCUAGCCAUCAGUUAAAAGGUGAUUUCUUUCUUUACAGCGCUCAGGGAAAUCAAGUGCUAGAAUCCUAUAGAGAUGUUUCGCACGGCGAAGUUACUUUGAAAGCACCAGCAAAGGGCAAAUACCCAUACUGUUUUUCGAACGAGAACUCCAACAUAGAGACGAAGGAUGUCACGUUCAACAUUCAUGGUACCAUAUGGGUUGAUGUCGACGACCCAAGCUCCAAUACUAUCGAAAGCUCUGUGAGAAGAUUGUCAAAAUUAAUUAAAGAAGUUGAAGAUGAGCAGAGCUACAUCGUCAUUAGAGAAAGAACACAUAGAAACACGGCAGAAUCCACUAAUGACCGUGUCAAAUGGUGGUCUGUAUUUCAGCUGGGAGUGGUUGUUGUUAAUUCAUUGUUCCAAAUCUAUUACUUGAAGAGGUUCUUCGAGGUCACAUCACUUGUUUAA
Messenger RNA from Torulaspora globosa, 615 nucleotides. It is a transcript of the gene EMP24, whose product is annotated as Emp24p. Gene Ontology annotation, cellular component: Golgi apparatus; endoplasmic reticulum-Golgi intermediate compartment; COPII-coated ER to Golgi transport vesicle. Bases 1 to 615 code for a protein of 204 amino acids. The transcript has a single exon. Gene Ontology annotation, biological process: intracellular protein transport; protein retention in ER lumen; endoplasmic reticulum to Golgi vesicle-mediated transport. NCBI's taxonomy places the organism in Eukaryota, Fungi, Ascomycota, Saccharomycetes, Saccharomycetales, Saccharomycetaceae. The record is from RefSeq and is a predicted model, not a curated record.